Molecule: messenger RNA, 16511 nt
Organism: Drosophila takahashii
Lineage: Eukaryota; Metazoa; Arthropoda; Insecta; Diptera; Drosophilidae
Gene: HUWE1
Product: HECT, UBA and WWE domain containing E3 ubiquitin protein ligase 1
Biological process (GO): protein polyubiquitination
Cellular component (GO): cytoplasm; nucleus
Molecular function (GO): ubiquitin protein ligase activity; protein binding
Source: RefSeq, a predicted model, not a curated record
UGCAAUUCUUCGUUGCCGUGGAUUGGAGCGGUGCGUGGUCACACUAAUGCUUGCAUUUUUUUUGUCUGUGGAAAUUUCAUUUCACAAAAACCGAGAUAGUUAAAUUAACCAAAUUAUAGCGUUUCAGAUCGAAAUAACAAUAGCAGCAAUAUGCUGCAGUUAAAUAUAAUUUUUAUUGAACACGCUGACGUAUACGUUUAAACCGCAACUCGAUGCCCAACCUAUAAACAAUCGACGCCCGACGCCUUUUCACCACGAACCACCCAAUCUACACAAGCCGCCCACUCGACAAACAGCCGGAGGAAGAGGAGGAGGAGGAGGAGGAAGGAGGAGGAGCACCACCACCCCAAGUGGUGGCCACCUGCUGCUCCAUUAGCUCCACUAGCUCCACGAACAAUGAAGGUGGACACGGUGAAGCUGAAGAAGGGCUCCUCGGAGCUCACCGCCGAGUGCCGCGAGCUCAUCGACGAGCUCACCAAGCGGCGGACGCGGGCCGAGCUGCUCGAGUUCCUCGACACCAUCCACGUCUGGAUCUACGGCAAGUGCGAGCUCUACCACUGGAUCGAGAUCCUCGACCGGUUCGACAAGAUCCUCGAGGAGGCGUCGCGCCAUGUCAACGCCAACGAGUUCGUGCUGCAGUGCGACACCAAUUUCCAGGAAACGGAUGUCACACUGCUGUUGCACGUUCUUAACUUCACCACACUGCUGAUCGAGCACUCGUUCUCGCGGCACCUCUACAACUCCAUCGAACACCUGACGGUGCUGCUCUCCUCCCAGAACAUGGACAUCGUCCUGGCCGUCCUCAAUCUGCUGUACAUGUUCUCCAAGCGCAGCAACUUCAUACCCCGCCUGCCGUUCGAGAAGAAGGAACUGCUGAUUGUCAAGCUGUUUAACAUAGCCGAGCGCUGGGGCGAUCCCAACUACGGACUGUCGCUCAAGGACUGCUGCAUUGGCGAGCCGAAGCUGGAAUUCCUUUACCAGCUGUGCAUCGACUAUGUGGACGAGCACGGUCAUGCCGCCCAGCUGGAAAUCCCGGACAUGAUGGACCUCUGCCACACGGCGUCCGCGCCCGAGGUGAUCAAGACGAUUGCCGGACAGAUCUCAAAGCCCAGCGAGGCAAUCAAGAUGCGCAUUGCUCAUCGGGUGCGCUUGAUCUCAGGCUUCAACAACUACAAGCUGCGCCUCCAGUUCGUCCAGGCUCGCCUGCAGGCCGUCUCCAUUCUGAUCUACUCGAAUGCCCUGCAGGACAACACGGACAAGGUGCUGUAUGCCGGCUUCGGCGAGGAGCUGUGCGAGCUGAUCGACAAGGAGGACGUGCAUCUCGUGGAGAUACGGGCGGCAGUGCUGCGCACACUCACCUCGAUGCUGCACUUUGACCGCAAUCCGAAUGUGCCCAGCAGGGCCGGUUCGCGACUGAUGAAGAUCGUUCACUACACAGGAGCCGAGCGGCAGGGCGGCACUUUGCCACUGCUGGUGCGCGACUGCAUUGAUAAUUUAACCACCCAUGGACUCACCGAACGCUACCCGCUCAUCCUGGCCACGUCACUCUUCUCGCUGCUCUACCAUUUGGCCAGCUACGAAAUGGGCGGCUCUGCUCUGGUCAAAAGCGGCAUGAUGCAGUCCCUCCUGUGCGUCAUCAGCUGGCCGGGAGUCGACCUCGAGCACAUUACGUUCGUGACGCGGGCGGUGCGGGUGAUCGACCUGAUAACCAACAUAGAUAUCGCACGGUUCCAUCAGAACAACGGACUCAACGUGUUCAUUGACCGUCUGGAGAAGGAGAUCAAGAGCUGCUGCAAGGCACUGGCCGACAUUGGCAUCACGCUGAAGGAGUCGACGCUGCGCGAUGACCACAAGUUGGAUAACUCGCUGGAGCAAGUGGACGAUGAUGUGGAAGAGACCGGAGAGAACACGUCCGUGGCCAGUGGAGGUGGAUCGCCGCGUCGCGAGAACUCGAGUGACGGGCUCACCGGUGCCGGGAGCAGCGCCUACAGAGCCUAUCACGAGCACAGUGGAGGAGGAGCGGGCUCAGGAGCGGGACUCCUGGACAUUGGUGGAGCACGCAGCGCAGGAGGAGGAUCAUCGGGUGGUGCUUCAGCCGCACCGAUCAUUGGAUUAAUCAACCGGGACGGAAGUGCCGCUCGUCCGCCGGCCAUCAUGUACCCCACAAACAGUUACUACGCCCGUCCGCUGGCCGAGCGCAAGGCGGAGCUCUCCUCGCAGCUGCCGAGCAGCCUGGCGCCGAAGAAGCCCUCCUGCGUCACCCAGCGGGCGGCGCUGCUCAAGUCGAUGCUGAAUUUCCUGAAGAAGAGCAUCCAGGAUCAUGCGCACUUUAGCAACAUGCGCAACAUCAUGGAGACCAGCUUAACGCAGUCGCUUCGCCACAUCAUAGCCAAUGCGGAGUACUACGGGCCGUCGCUCUUCCUGCUGGCCACCGAUGUGGUCACCGUGUACGUGUUCAACGAGCCCUCGCUGCUCUCCUCGCUGCAGGAUCUGGGCAUCACGAGUGUCAUGCUGAAGGCGCUGCUCCAGAAGGAUGUGCCGGCCACGCGGGAAGUGCUGGGCUCCCUGCCGAAUGUCUUUUCCGCCCUGUGCCUGAAUGAGCGUGGCCUUUUUGAGUUCCUCUCCUAUGAUCCUUUUGACAAGGUGCUGAAGGUGCUGCUCUCGCCGGACUAUCUGGUGGCCAUGCGCAGGCGCCGCUCCUCGGAUCCGCUGGGCGAUACGGCCACCAAUUUGGGCAAUGCCAUGGACGAUCUGAUCAAGCAUCAUCCGUAUUUGCGAGCCGAUGCCACGGAGGCGAUUGUGAGGCUUUUGAAUGAGCUGGUUCGCCUUGGUUCCGAUCCCAGUUUCAUUUGCUGGCGGGCCAACAAGGAGAGCAGUGGCUCUGGCUCGGGUUCAGGCAGCCAUGGCGGCGGCGGUUCGCAUCACGUGGCCUCCACACCCUCGCCCAUGGCCGUCAUGGUGGCUGGCUCGGGAGGAUCGACGUCGGUGCUCCAGGGAGCCGCGGAUACGAACGACAGCAGCGGCGACGAUGACGACGAUGAUGAUGAAAUGAGCUCGGCUUCGCAGCAACAGCAGCAAAGUGGAGGAGCCACCACACCCAGGACGCAACAACCAGGAGGAGGAGUAGCCACCCCGCAGGCCGUCAAGGUGGUGACGCCCCCGGAACGAGAGGCAAUACCCCUAAUCGACUAUAUCUUGAAUGUGAUGAAGUUCAUCGAGGCGAUUUUCAGCAACAGUCCGAAUGGCGAUCACUGCCGGGAGUUUGUCCUCCACGGCGGACUAAAGCCCAUUCUGCAACUGCUGUCGCUGCCCAAUCUGCCGGUGGAUUCACCCGUUUCCACCACCUCACAGGCGGUGGCCAAUGUCUGCAAGGCCAUACUCAGCCAGGCGCAGGAAACGAAGGUUCUCGAUGUGGCGCUCAAGCAGCUGGCUGAUAUUGUGGCCCAGCUGAAGCCGCUGAUCAAGCACUUUACCUUUCCCGGCGGCAGUGUCCUCCUCGCAGAGCUCGUCUGCUGUCAGCGGCUGGAGGAUGGCUUCGCCAAUGCCGAAUACACACCGAUACUGCACAACAUGAGCUUUGUGCACGGCUAUGUGGUGAUGCUGGUGCAUCUCUGUCGCAACGCCUCCAACGACAUGCGAGCGAUUCUGCUCAAGCGUUGGGGCGUCAAUCGCGAGACUGGAGUGCAAUUGCUGCAGCAGCUGGUCCAGCUGUACAUUUCGCUGGUGUGGGAGAGCACCAUACUGCUGAAUCUCUGCUCGGAUGAGCCCACCCAGCAUCCGGAUCUCAUUUGGGACGAGAUUGCGGCCCAGAUGUCGGCGGCAGCGGGCACCGCGGAUCCCCUGACCGAAGCGGAGCUCUCGCGGAAGCUGGAGCGUGCGGCGGAAUUCCGGACGAAGUACUCGCCCGAGGAGCAGUUCCGGUACAUCAAAUCCCUGCUGGCGGCGAGCUCUCGGCUCGGCAGGGCGCUCGCCGAGCUGCUGGGCACGCUGGUGAAGCUAUCGGUGGGUUCGCCGCAGACGCGACAGCGACGCAUCAACGAUCUGAUCAGCAAUAUCAACAAAGUUCCUACGCCCGAGGCUCGCGAAAUAGCCCGCAUCCUCAGCUCGAUUCUGGUGAAUGGCUUCAGUCACGAGAGCAUUCUACCGAAGCCUGUGCCCAAGUUGAAGCUCACCUUCCUCAUCUGCUCGGUGGGAUUCACCGGUCCAAUGCUGUUCGACGACAAGCGCAGCGCCUUUCACCUGAUGAUAUCGCAAUUCUGCGCAGAGAAUGGAUUGAAAGCCUUCUUUGAGAUGUUCUACUGGGCGCUGUCGCUGGAUAAUGUCUCGCAGAAGUUCGAUUUCGAUCAGUGGGCCUCGAUGGAGGAUCUGAUGCAGUCGCACGAGGACGACAAGCGCGAUUGCCCCGAGGGCACGGGCGAGUUUCUCGACGCCUGGCUGCAGCUGCUCGAGAAGAUGGUGAAUCCGCGUGCCAUGCUCGAUUCGCCGUAUACGAUGAGUCCGCGGCUGAAUUACCUGCCCGAUUCGGUGCCCUUCGAGCCGGUCUUUUACCUCAUUCACAUCCACCAGCUGGCCAUGCAGGCACUGCGCAGGAUCUGGGCACGUCGCCCGAUUCCCAACUAUGGACCCAGUAUGUUCGAGACCAUGAUACUGAUCCUGAAGCAUCUGAUCAAGUCGCAUCAAACGCUGCUCGAUCGCUAUCACACGCGGAUGAAGGAGAUCAAGUUCGAGAACCUCUACAUCCGCAGCACGGACGAUGGCCUAAAUGCGGAUCACAUCAAGACGCUGACGGACAUGGGCUUCAUGCAUUACCACGUUAUUGAGGCUCUCCGCACGAAUGCCUCGCUGGAGGAGGCCACCGAUUAUCUGCUGAAUAACCCAGAAGCCAGUGCUUUGUCCACAACGACUGGUGGUUCUGCUGCUCCUCCGCCGCCGCCACCGCCACCGCCUUCCACCAUGGACAUUGACAUGGAUUUGCCAGCGGAUGGGGGAGAGAAAUCUAGCUCUAGUUCGGCGAACUCCAGCUAUGACUACAAGCACCUCAAACUGAUGCCGUCGAUCAUCUUCGAUCGCUUCUGCGACGAGGCCAUUUCGCGGGCCUUUGAGUUCAUGGAGGCCAUUCCGGAUACGGUGAACAGUGCCGCAGAUCUGAUAGCCGUGCUGUAUAGACGCCACAAUCACCUGAACAAGCAGGUCUUUGUGACCAACUUUGUGCGCAACAUUAUCCAGUGGGUGGACUUUACCCUGCAGCUCUUUGAACCAUCGAAAACGGCAGCGUCGAAGGCUUCGCGGUUGGAGGAAUGCUUGACGGGAUUGACGGCCACCCGGUUGUUUGUGCGGCUCAAGACAUCGACGCGGCUGCUCGAGGAGAACUACAGUGAUUUGCAUCGUCCGCUGGUGGAGGCAAUAACCGCCCAGGAUGCCAUGGUGUCGCUGGUCAAGCUGCUCGACUGCAUGAGCCAGUGGAUGCUGGAGCAAUCAGUGGAUUCUAGGGCUACGGUCCCCCGAUGGGUGCAGAACCUGGUGGAUCUAAUCGAUUCGAUCGACAGCAUCAGCCACAUUCUGCAGCGCAAGGCCAACAUGCGGGCGGUGAGCAGCGAGGUGUGGCGCUGGUACGACGCCUCCACGGGCAAGUGGAAUGCCUAUUCGGAGGCCAACAAUGAGCUCAUUCGGAAUGCCUAUGCCGCCGGCGAGCGGUGGCUGCACAUUAACAUCGGCAGGCAAAGGUGUACGGUGAGCCUGAACUGCAUGACGCAGGUGAGCGAGGCAUCCGGCACACAUCGUCCUGUUUGUCCGGCUCUCAAGCUCAGUGAAGCCAUCACUGCGCUCAACAGUCCCGUGUCGCUGCACAAAGUGGAGCAUCUGCUGAACCGCGUGGUGCGAACCUCACCCGAUGGCUCGGGAACCGUGCAUUCCGACGAAUUGAUUUCCCUGCGCCAGCUGAUCAACUUUUCGGAUGGUCAGCAGCCGCAGGAGAACCCGGCGAAUGAAGAGGGAACAAAUGAAGAUAGUGGAUCUCCUCUGGCCGCCAUGACCACGCGCAGCAAGUCGCGGCAAAAGAGCGCCGCCGCUGCAGCCGCUGCCCAGAAGAAAUCCUCGUCGCAUGGCUCACCGCCCAUACCCAAACGCACCCAGAAGAUCAUACUCAACGAGGAGCAGGUGGGACUGAGUAAAUUCGACUGCGGUCGGAUAAUUGGCAGCAUUGUGGAUCUCCUGCAGCCUUCGCAUCUCAUGCUCAACGAAACGAAGCUUUCGCUGCUGCGGCUGUGUGCAAGAUUAACCCGAAACUACGACAAUGCCCAGGUGUUCAUCCGGCGGGGCGGCGUUAAGAUGCUGCUGCAUCUGCAGCAGGCCUGCAGCUUCAUGGGCUUCCCCACCUAUGCGAAUAUCAUACUGCGUCACGUGCUCGAGGCGCCGCCGGUGCUGCAGGAGGCCAUGGAACGAGUGCUGGGCAUGCGGGCAGCCGGCAUUGUGCCCGUGGGGCAUCGGGAUCUAAUCUAUGUACUCACCCAGGUAUCCUCAGCGGUUUCGCGCAAUCCGCAGAUCUUUGUGGCCGCCGCCAAGGAGAUGCUCAAGGGAGAGUACCUCCUGAACACGAACAGCACGACGCUGGCGGACGAUGCGCGGGUGAUGGUCAAGUCCAAGUUUGGUCAACAACCGACGGCAGCGGCUGGCGGAGCCACGCCAAAUUCGCAGACGUCCACGCCGCCGGAUGAGCAGCUCAAGGACGAUCCCCAGGUUCAGUCAUCGGUGGCUGUGCUUAAGGAUCUACUGCAUGGAUUGGUGCAGCCCUGCUGGCACUACGGCGGCACGGGAUCCUUGGAUCGCGGCCCUGGCGCCGCCGAGCUGCUGCAACCGGACCAGCCACCGGGAACGGCCGCCCAGGGAGGCCACGACGAGGAGGAAACCCCCGCACCUGCGAGCAGCAAGAAGCAAUCCUCAGGAGGAGGAGCAUCUGCUGGGCAGCCACAGACGACGGAGAAGUUCGAGCCCUGCUGCUGCACGUGGCACAUCCCGACCAGCGGCCACACGCACGCCAAGCCGACCAUUUCGCGGGCGACGCUGCUCAAGCUGCUGGCGGAUUCAACGAGGGCCUAUCAGUCUUUAGUGCCCCGCGUGCUGCUAUCCCACAUUUACACGCCCGCCGACAGUCCGCUGAUCUCGGCGCCGCAGCAGACGUUCCUGGGCGUCCUCCUCGAUCGCUUUCUGCCCAUCACGCAGCGGCAUCAUGUGCCCGAGGUGAGCACGAUGACGAGGGUGCUCAUUUGCUCCCUUUCUGACUGCUACCAGCAGCCGGGAGUCCAGGUCCAUGUGGCCGAGGAGCUGCACGCGGCGGUGGCCAGGGCUUUGGCCCAACCGGACUCGGCGGAGAAGCACACGCGACUCCAGGUGCUGAUGAGCCUGUUUCCCAAUCUCAUCGAGUCGCCGAUGCUGUACGAUAAGGUGCACAUGCAUCGCAACAACAUGUACCGAGUGCUGCUGCGCCAGGGAGUGAUGACCUACCUGACCAAGGUGGCCCAGUACAAGGAUCUGUCCAAUCACAACACGCUGAGCACUCUGGCGGCCAUCCUGCGACCCAUGGAGAUCUUGCUGAGGUUUAGUGUGUCCACCACAACGCUCGGAUCGAAGAGGAUUCUCUUUGGCGGCGGCGGCGGAGGAGCUGGCGGAGCAAAUGGAGCAGGGAGCGGGAACAGUGCUGUCGGAGGAGGCAGUGGAACUGGCCCGGGAUCGGGCAAUACAUAUGGAACCAUCAUCAAUCGUCGGCUAUAUCCUCGUUUGGCCGCCCGCACCGCAGUCAGUGCGGCCGUGGAGCGAUCCAAUGCGAUGGGUGGCGAGCAUGUGCUGCGCGACAUUAUACGCAAUGUGCUCUCCGAUCGGCGGCACGCCUUUGAGUUUAUCUUCAACUCGGACGAGAUGGCCGUGGACUCGGAGGACUCGGCUGCCCCGGCGGUGGGUGGUAAUGGAUCGGGAGCAGGCGGAAUAGGAGCAGGAGGAUCAGGAGCAGCCGUCAUCGAUGUGGUGGAGGAGCGCAGCAAUGGCGGGGAUACCAGCGAUCCCCCAGGUAAUGUAAACUCCGGAUCUGGAACGGGCGCAGUUCAAUCUUCAACCAGUGGAGGUCCCGUGCGGCCAGUUCUGAACUUUGACCAGCUGUGGGACGACUUCCUGCAGAGCGAGGGACUGCGAUUGGCCUCGCGGAGCGGCGGAGGCGCGGGAUCUGGAGCAGGAUCCACAGGAGCAGGCUCAACGGGUCAGCAAAACGGUGGCAAUGCCACUGGUGGCUCUGCAAACUCCGGCAGCAAUUCAGUCAGCGGAGAUCCUCGCCUGCGCACCAAUCCCGAUGUGGAUGUGGGCGGCGGUGGAAAUGGCGGUGGUCAGUCAUCCAAUUCGGGUGUGGUAAACGAUAAUGGAAUUGGCGGCGGCGGCGGCAGCGAUGGCGCCUCCACAUCCUCGGACACUGGAGCUCCGGGCGGCGAACGUCGCGAUUUGAAUGCCUCGCUGCUGGGCGAUGUCAGCACCUCGGAAUCCGAUUCGGAUGCCUCCACGGAGAACGACGAGCGGAAUGAGGAGGACGAGGACGAGGAUGACGAUGCCCCCGAUGAAGAUGUGGACGAGCAUAGCGAAACGGAUGUGGAUGAGGAAAGGCCACGUCAAUUUAUCGAGGUCUUUGAUCACAUCUACGAACCGGAAUCCUCGGAAACCGCUUCCAAUGAUGCGGAUGUGGAUAACGACGACGAUGAUGACGAGGAUGAGGACGAUGUGGACGACGACGAUGAUGAUGACGAGGAUAACGACGAUGAGGAUCGCGAGGAGGGCCAGAGUGUCAUGGAUGCCGAGUUGGAGAACCAAAUAGACAUUGCCCUCGCCUUGGUUUCGUCCAACAAUCGUCCGCGACGCAGUGCAGCGGUUAAUGCUUCGGGCGAUGCGUCCGCCAAUCGAGAUCCCAAUCCCGACGAGGAGGUGGACGACGAGGACGACGAUGUGGACGCCGAUCCCGAUGGAGAUCCCGAUGUGGACCCCAUUGGCGGCCCCUCGGCUGCCCAGGCGGAGGCCUAUCUGUACGAGCGACUGGGCAGCGGCCUGAUGCCCACGCCACCGGUGGGUUUCCGCGUCCGCAUGAACAGCUCGAUUGCCCAGCCCCUGGACAUUGAUGUGAAUGGCGGAAAUGGCGGUGGUGGAUCUGGUGGAUCCGGAGCAGGCGUCACUGGAACGGCCGGUGGAUCCGGAAGAGGCUCCUCGUCGGGCGGAACAACGGCCAGUAUUGGAGCCAUUGCCUCCGCUGCCUUGCGUCCCUCGUCCGGUUCUUGGAUGGCGCCGGACUUUAAUUUCAUUGGAGUCUCGGGCGGUGGAGGAGCCAGUGGCUCUGGAGGCGCCUCAGGGAGCAAUGCCAACGGGGGCGAGGUGAACGCCUUCCUCACGCCCGCCAUGUCGCAGCUGGAACGCAGUGGUGGCGCCUCGGGCAGUGGCCAAAACAUGAGCAAUCUGCUGGACGAACAACCGUCGGUCAGUGGCAACGGCGGCGGAGGAGGAGGAAGUGGCGGAGGUUCCGCCUCUGGUAACGGCGGCGUCAGCGGUGGAGGAGGAGCCAAUGGCGGCGGUACCGCAGGACAGCAUCCGAAUGCCACGCUCUGCGCCAACGGAGUGCGCCGGCGGUUGCUCUAUUUGGACCAGCAGUACUGCGUCUGCAUGCCCACGCAUCAGAAUCCCACGGAAGAGACCCAGAUGGAGACGUUCACCCAGGAUGCUCUGCAUUGGUGGCUGGAGGAGGCCACGGUCUUGGAUAUGGAGAGCCAGACUGACGCCUGCCUGUACGCCGCUCACUUCCUGCUGCCGCAUCUCAUCAAGGAGCUGAAGACGGCCCACCAGCAGCGCAAGCAGGAGGAGGCCGCCCGCCAGACGGCCACGAACACCACAACACCUGCAUCAUCGGCUUCGUCUUCGGCCGGAGCUCCGGCGACCUCCAUCCUAUCGAACACAGCGGCCCCAACAGCGACGGCCUCCAUUGCGUCCAGUCUACUGGCGAAUGCCGUGGCCGCGGGCUCAGGCGGCAGCAGCAGCAGCGGCAGCGGAUUGGUGGUGCCACCGGUGGCAGCCUCCGCCACGGGAGGCACCCGGCGCAGCUCGAUUCCCGUGCUGAUUCCCUCGAGCUUCGGCGGUCCUGGUAGUGCAACCACUGGCGAUGCCACGGCCACAACGGGAGGAACCACCAGCAGCAGUUCCUACACAACCACAUCCAUUAGCGGCAGUGGCUCCUUGGAGUCGCAGACGACGACUCGAGCGCCUCGGCAACGCGGUGGAUUGCGCCAGCACAGCCAGCUGCCCUUCAACAUCUACGCGGAGAUCGAUCUGACCAACGAACAGGAUAGCCAGGGCGCCACGUCAACGGGCUCUGCUCCAAACGAUGGAGCGGAAUCACAGGCACAGCAGCCGCAGCAGCAGCAGCAGCAGCAAAACUCCUCCGCUCCUUCGUUGGCGCAGGGGGCGGUCCUUCAGCAUCAGCGUCAUCCACCGGUGCCGCUCCUGCCGUCCAGUGGAAGGCCUUCGCGACCUCACUCGCGUCUCGACGAGGCGGAGCUGCUUCUGUUGCAGUUGGCCGAUCGCCAGGCUGUUCGCAGUCGCCUGCAAGUGUCCAGCGGUCACACGAAUUCCUCGCGCACCUCGGGAUCGGCGCUGAUCAACGCUCGGCCCAAUCGCGAUCUACCCGCCCGCCUGCAGCGCCUCGUCCAGGCACAUGGCUCCCUUUCCAGUCGCAUCAAUGCAUCCGCCGCCAGCACGCCGGCUCCGACGCUCGUCUCCAUGCCCACGCCCAUGUCCAGUGCGGCGCUGGAGCAGCUGAAUGUCACGCCCGCCGGCCCGGAUGUUGUGGGCCCAGACAGGAACUUUGCAUUGCCACCUUCCCUGGAGGUUGAUGUGGAUGUGCUGCCUGGAAUACUGGAUCGCAUACUGCCGCAGCAGCAGCAGGAGCAGCAGGAAGCGCAGCAGCAGGAGGAGGAGGAGGAACAGCUGUUGCUACCACCGCCACCUCCGCCGCCGCCCAGUGAAACGGCGCCCUUGCUCCUCACCGAGGAGGAUAUGUGGCAAGGGACAAGAGAGGAGGAGGAGGAUUCCACUUCCACAGUGGCAGUUGCCGGCAGCAGCGAGGCUGCAAACGAGUCAAACCAAUCGGAUCAGACGCCGGAGAGCAGCGAAUCUGUUUCCCCGAACCCGCAGGCUCCUCCCCCAGCAGCAGAAUCCGGCGAAGGAGGAGCAGGGGGAGCAGGAGGAGCUGCCUCGGCUAGCACACAAACCCCGGCAACCGCAGAAGAAUCCGCUGUAGGUGGAACAACAGCAACAGCAACAACGACAGCAGCCACCGUAACGGACAUGAGUCCCGAGGUGCGGGCCGCUCUCGGGGAUCUGGAGGUGCCCGAGGGCGUGGAUCCCUCCUUCCUGGCCGCCCUGCCCAGCGAGAUGCGCGAGGAGGUGAUCCAGGAGCAUCUGCGGAUGCAGCGCAUUCGCCAGCGGGCGCAGCAGAAUGCCAUUCAGAUUGCGCACGAUUCGCUCGUCGAGGUGAAUCCCGAGUUCCUCGCCGCCCUGCCGCUGAACAUUCAGUCCGAGGUGCUGAUGCAGCAGCGGAUCGAGCAGCAGCGCCAGGCGGCGCAGACCGCGAAUCCCGAGGAUCCCGUCGACACGGCCGCCUUCUUUCAGAACCUGCCCGAGAAUCUGCGGCAAGCGAUACUCACCGACAUGGAGGAGUCGCAGAUAGCCAGUUUGCCGCCCGAGUUGGCGGCGGAGGCGCAGUUCCUGCGUCGCGACUGGGAGUCCCGCAAUGGCGCCCGCAUGGACGCCCAUCCGCCCAGCAAUGCGUUGUCCCGCUUCCAGACGACGCUGCAGAGCCUGGACGAGGCCCGCUGGCACAGCUCCAUUUGGUACGACGCCAGCGGCAAUGCCCAGCCGCAGCACCACCAGCACACCACGAUUGUGCACCACCAUGCCCACGCACAUCACGCCCCCACGAUGGGCAAACCCCUAGCCCUGCUGAUGAUGGAGGACGAGAACAUCCUGCUCGAUCCGGACUCGCUGGCCACCCUGCUGCUCUUCCUGUUCGUCGAGGAUCAGAAGGUGAACAGCAUGCGGCUGCAUCGUGUGAUUCGCAACCUUUGCCACCACGAACCCACGCGCGAUUGGAUCAUCAGCGCUCUGAUUAGCAUCGUCCAAAAGACCAACGAGGAUAACGCCAACUUUGGAGCUGGACAGGCGGGCGGCAAACCGGAGUGGCUGAAGCUGCGCGUGGACGCCGCCUUUGGCUACAAGAGCAACAUCUUCCUCAUCAAUCGGCUGUACGAGGGCAGUGCGCGGAGCAUCAGCAUCAAUCCGCAGGCCGCACAGAUGAUAGUGCGCAACUGUCUGGAUCUGCUCUUCGUGCUGGCCAAGCACUAUCCGUCCAGCUUUGUGCCCUUCAACCGCGAGGUGAAGGCCAGGCGCAUACUGAGUGCGGUAUUUGGCAUGCCAUCGCCCACGGGUGGUGCUUCUACUGCUGGAGCUGGAGCUCCUGCACGCAAUAUAGAUGACUUUCCACCGCCCGGCGGAACUCUGGACUUUCGCUCGCGUUUCUGCCGCUACCAGGUGGCCAAUCGACUGCGCGGCAUACUCGACGAUCAUCCGGCGGCGGCCCCGAAACCCCAAAGUGCAACUCCCCUGGAUGAGGCACCCUCCACAUCGAAGGCGGCUGCUGCCAAGGCAGCUGCCACGGCUAAGGUUUCGAGUCAGAGCAGUCAGUCGGUGCCGUAUCAAACGAAUGCGAAGAAUUUCUGGGAUGUGGUGCUCAACAUCGAUCGACAGACCCAAGUGCGUUUGGCCAAUGUGGCCCAGUUUCCACUCACCUCGCAGCCAGCUUGGGAAUGGCAAGCGAACAGCGCCGACUUCCUGUCGUUCAGCGAUUCGCCUUUCGGACAGCUGCUGGAAAUGCUGCCCUACAAGGUCAUCUGCCGGUCGCCACAUCUCACCGAUAUGCUGGUCAAGUUGCUCGCCUCGCUGAGCACCGAGUUGCCCAAGGAGGAGGAACAGUUGCCGCUGAGCGAUCAAAUGCCCACCCUGAUACCCAUUAAUCAGGCGGCGGCAGCGGCAGCAGAUUCCCCAGCGAAUCCAUCAGAGAUUGGUGACGGACUGGCCGCAAAUGUGGAGCAGGAAGCCACGCCGGCCAGCGGUAAUCCAGCCUCCGGUGACAGCAAUGCGGCUGCCAAGCGAACACAGCUGCCCACAUUGAGUGUAGCCCUGCCAGUUGCUCCGUCGAAGCCGCGGCGCAAGAUCUACUCGAAGAACUUCUCGCAACUGCAGCUGGUCAUCGAGGUGCUGACCCACCAGUGCGGCACCACCGAGGGCCUGGACAACGUGGCCAAGCUGAUUGUGAAUCUAACGCAGUGCUCGCAGGCAUCCAAUGCGAUUUUCAUUCAGUACCUGACCGCUGCCAUCCUGGGAUUGGCCGAGGAGGUGCGCCAGGCGAUACAGAUGCUGCUGAAUGAGAUACGCAUGUACAACAGUCAUCAUGGAGUGACGGCCUCCACAUCCGGAGCAGCGGCAGCGGGAGCCACCGUUUCAGGAGCCAGUCUGCUGCCUAACCUCGCCGUUCACGAGGGCAUCAUGCAGGAUCGCUUCACCGCCGAGCAUGUCAUCAUUUCGGCGCCGAAGAACGCCAAGCCCACCUGCGAACUCCAGCUGCCGUCGAUGAAGAAGCUUAUGUCCAACUCAUCCGCCCAGCCGUACUUCCUGCGCACCCUGAAGAUCUUCAUGCAGGUGCGCGACAUGUACGAGGCGCAGAAUGGUUUAUCCACGGGCGGUGGUUUGGCUGGAGCAGCUGGCGACAACGAUGACGACAUCAUCGACAUUGAGGGCGAUGGCGGAGCUUCGGGCGGCAGCAGUUCGGAUAUGGCGCCCGGUUCGGCGAGCACAAUAUCUCCGCCGCCGCCGCCACCGAUGGAAACCAAUCAGAACAUUAACGAUGAGGAGGAGGAUGAGGAUGGGGAGGAGGAGGAGGACGAUGAUGAUGCGGCCAGGGCAUCGCCAGCGGCGGCAAGUGCUGGCAAGUCAAGCAAGCCCACGCUCAGCCAGAUCCUCUGCCUCGACGUCCUUUGGCACACGCUCAGCGAAUGCCUGGUGGCGCUGGAGGAGUCCAAGGACGAGUUCGCCGUCCUGGUGCUGCAGCCCACCGUGGAGGCCUUCUUCCUCAUCCACGCCUCGCAUCGCGCGGGGGCUAAGAAGUCGGGUCGCGGCGGAGUUGUGGGCUCCGGACUGCGGGCAGCUGGAGGAUUGGGAGCAGCUGCGUCGGCGGCCCAGGAGCACAGUCCAUCGAUGGACGACACCAGCAGCGCCAAUACCCUUAGUUCGGCCAGUUUCGAAGAUGAGCCGCGAAUGCAGGACGCCUCCACAAACACGCCGCUUUCGAGCAACAGCUCCGCCGCCACCACUGUGCUGAGCGCACACGAGGCGCAGCUGCGACAGGAUCGCCAGAAGUUCCUGCAGUUCGCCGAGAAACACCGCACCGUGCUCAACCAAAUACUGCGCCAGUCGCCCACUCAUCUCUCCGACGGACCCUUCGCCGUUCUCGUCGACCACACGCGCAUCCUGGACUUUGACGUCAAGCGGAAGUACUUCCAGACGGAGCUGGAGCGCCUGGACGAGGGCAUUCGGCGCGAGGAGCACACGGUCAGUGUGCGGCGCGUGACCGUCUUCGAGGAUUCGUUCCGCGUGUUGUACCGCCUGGGACCGGAGGAGUGGAAGAACCGCUUCUACAUUGUCUUCGAGGACGAGGAAGGCCAGGAUGCUGGCGGCCUGCUGCGCGAAUGGUAUGUGAUCAUAUCGCGCGAGAUCUUCAAUCCGAUGUAUGCCUUGUUCUGCGUAUCGCCGGGCGAUCGCGUCACCUACAUGAUCAAUCCCUCCAGCCAUGCCAAUCCGAAUCAUCUGAGCUACUUCAAGUUCGUCGGCCGCGUAAUUGCCAAGGCCGUGCACGAUAACAAGCUGCUGGAGUGCUACUUCACCCGAUCCUUCUACAAGCACAUCCUGGGCAAGCAGGUGAAGCACACGGACAUGGAGUCGCAGGACUACGAGUUCUACAAGGGCCUCGACUAUCUGAUGAAGAACGACAUCUCCACCCUGGGCUACGAGCUGACCUUCUCCACGGAGGUGCAGGAGUUCGGUGUCACCCAGAUCCGUGAUCUCAAGCCAAACGGACGCGACACCGCGGUGACCGAGGAAAACAAGUUCGAGUAUGUGCAGCUGGUGUGCCAGCUGAAGAUGAGCGGCUCCAUUCGACAGCAAUUGGACGCAUUCCUCGAGGGCUUCUACGACAUUAUUCCAAAGCAUUUAAUUUCGAUAUUCAACGAACAGGAACUGGAACUUCUCAUAUCCGGCCUGCCGGAUAUUGACAUUGAAGAUCUAAAGGCGAACACCGAGUACCACAAGUACACCUCCAAAUCGGCCCAGAUUCAAUGGUUCUGGCGUGCAUUGCGCAGCUUCGACCAAGCGGACCGGGCCAAGUUCCUGCAGUUCGUCACUGGCACAUCGAAGGUGCCGCUGCAGGGCUUCGGCUCCCUGGAGGGCAUGAACGGGAUUCAGAAGUUCCAAAUCCAUCGGGACGAUCGGUCCACUGAUCGAUUGCCCUGUGCACACACCUGCUUCAACCAACUGGAUCUUCCGAUGUACAAGUCAUACGACAAACUGCGGAGCUGCUUGCUGAAGGCCAUACACGAGUGCUCCGAGGGCUUUGGCUUCGCCUAAGCGGGAACAUCAGUGGCUUUCGGUCCUCCAGCCUCCAGCGAGGCCAGCCAACCAAGCAGCCAGGAACCCAUGGACGCAACUCUAUUCCUAGUUCGCCCAAUUCACGGGCGACACGACGAGAAAUGCAUAAUUGAUUUGAACAGAACAGAACAGCCACUGCUAAUUUGCGAUAGCGGCAACAGAAACUGCAUACAUACACAGUACAUAUAGUUAUAUAGUAUAUAUAAAAAUGUUGAAUUAAUUAUUAAUUUUCGCGCCUAUAUAUAUACAAUAUAUAUUUUCUUAAAUUUUCAAAAGAAAACGGAAAAAAGUCUAAGGAAACCUACAAAAAAAAAAUAAGAUACAAACGCGAAACAGCAUAUUCGAUUUAAAUUUGUCUGCGUAACUCAUCCCUAUUAUAUAUUUUCUCGGAAUCUAUCCCUGUCGUUUUGCACAUUUUCAUUAAAACAAAAGGAUUUAUAUAAAAAAACAUACACAAUUUGACAUAUUUUUAUUUACCUAAACACGAAACCGAAUAGCAAAGGAUUAAACGUAGUCUAUAGAACGCAAAUGCAAAUGCACAUAAACAGAUUUCUUGUUUACUUAAGUGAAUUUACCGAAGAUGAGACGGGGAGGCAGCGGAAAUAAUUAAAUGGAUUAAAGUAUUUCGAUGUAAGAGAUAAGUCCUUAUGUUAUGCAUUUUAUGUUUACCUUUGGAAUAAUGAGCCGCAGAUGUAACUUAAAGAAUGUGGAAUAAAGUAAGAGUAAGCUCAUUUAUCAAAAUA